Molecule: messenger RNA, 5349 nt
Organism: Seriola dumerili (greater amberjack)
Lineage: Eukaryota; Metazoa; Chordata; Actinopteri; Carangiformes; Carangidae
Gene: sh3rf1
Product: SH3 domain containing ring finger 1
Exons: 12
Coding region: 342-2948 (868 amino acids)
Molecular function (GO): protein binding
Source: RefSeq, a predicted model, not a curated record
CUGAAGUAAUCUGACAGAGGUGUGUUCACACUCUACGUUGAACGCCUUUAAAGGGAAAAAAACAACAGUAUUUUUCUCUUGAAUACUCCAGAUAAGUGGCUUGUAGAUUCCAGGUAGCUUGCUAACUAGUAACGUUAGCAAGGAGGCAAAAAAAAAAAGAAAAAAAAAAAUUGGGAGAUACGAGGCAACAAGAGGAGGAGUCCUGUUUUGGAAGAGCUGAUGCAGAUGCCAUGGCCAUAGCCGAGGUAUGGGAGUGACGUGACAGUACUGGUCCUGCUUCCAAACAAAACUCUUAUCAGCAUCAUGUUUUUCUGCUGAAGUCGAGGCAGAACACGCAGAGAAUGGACGAGUCAGUAUUGUUGGAUUUGCUUGAGUGCCCUGUUUGUCUGGAGCGGCUGGAUGCCUCGGCAAAGGUUCUUCCCUGUCAGCACACCUUCUGCCGACGAUGCCUCCAGGGCAUCCUAGGCUCUCGCGGCGAGCUGCGUUGCCCAGAGUGCCGGACAUUGGUGGAAUGUGCUGUGGAUGAACUUCCCAGCAACAUCCUCCUUGUGCGCCUGUUGGACGGCAUCAAGCAGAGGCCUCGGAGGGCUGGUCCUGGGGCUGGAGUCUGCACAAAUGGUACGCCUGGAGCCGUGGCCAGAGCACAUGGCAGUGGAACCAGGGACCAGGGCACCCCAGGAGCACAACCCCAGCGAGCUCAGGCUAAGAGCACCCUUGUCCGGGGUAUACCCCAGCUCCCCUGUGCCAAGGCGCUCUACAACUACGAUGGCAAGGAACCGGGAGACCUCAAGUUCAGCAAGGGCGACAUCAUCAUCCUGCGCCGGCAAGUGGACGAGAACUGGUACCACGGGGAGAUGGGUGGAGUCCACGGCUUCUUCCCCACCAACUUUGUCCAGGUCAUCAAGCCGCUGCCACAACCGCCACCUCAGUGCAAAGCGCUCUAUGACUUUGAGCUGAAAGACAAGGAGGCGGACAAGGACUGUCUGCCCUUCUCCAAGGACGAUAUCCUGACUGUGAUCCGCAGAGUGGAUGAAAAUUGGGCAGAGGGAAUGCUGGGAGACAAAAUUGGAAUUUUUCCCAUCUCAUACGUCGAGUUCAACUCCGCAGCUCGUCAGCUUAUAGAGUUGGACAAGCCGUCGGACUCCAGCGGAGACUCUGGUGAGGGGGCCUCCUCAGGGCCCCAGAGCAACGGCGCCCAGCGGGCAGGGGAGAAGAAGAACAGCAAGAAGCGACAUUCCUUCACCUCUCUCACCAUGUCCCACAAACCCAUGCUAGCUCCUCCCCCUCAGCGUCACUCCAUGGAAAUAAGCGGGCCGGUCCUCAUCAGCUCCAGCAACCCCACAGCAGCCGCCCGGAUCGGAGAGAUCAGUGGGGGGCUUUCCUGCAGCGCACCUUCACAGGUACAUAUUUGCACAACUGGAUUAAUCGUCACCCCGCCCCCUAGUAGUCCGGUUACUACAGCAACUGUCUUCACGUUUCCCUCAGAGACGAGCUACACAUCCAUCCCUGUGGAUGCUCUCCCGCCACCCCCACCUCCUCCCCCACAAUCCUCUGCCGGCGGAGCAGCGUAUUCAUUGGCUGCCGGACAGAGACCCUCCCCCAGCAUAAGUGACCAAAGUGGGAGACAAAGACCCACAGUCUAUGUGGCGAUGUUCCCUUACACUCCCCGGAAGGAGGACGAGCUGGAGCUGAGGAAGGGAGAGAUGUUCCUGGUGCUGGAGCGCUGUCAGGACGGCUGGUUCAAGGGCACCUCCAUGCACACUGGCAAGAUUGGAGUCUUCCCAGGGAACUACAUGAGUCCAGUCAGCAGGACGGCGUCGGGGAGCACUCAGCCCAAAGUGCCCAUGAGUCUGUGCACUCAGGCCGGCAGAGGGGUCACCAUCGUCAGCCCCUCCUCUGCUCCUCUCGGGGCCAUUGUUCCAGGGCCCGACUUCAACAAACCCCUGACUGUGUGCUCCACCGCUGUAGCUGCCAGCUCCCAACCUGUCGCUGUUGUAACAGCGGCUCAGACGGCCACGGGCCAGCAGCCAAAAGUCCCGCUGCACGUCAGCUCCCAGAUGACUGUGAAUCAGGCUCGCAACGCGGCCAGGACAGCUGCGUGUCACAGUCAGGACCGGCCCACAGCAGCAGUGACGCCCAUCCAGUCUGCGACACCUGUAGCCUACCUUCCGCACCUCGCCGUGUGCCCGCAGCCCUCCUCCAGCCCGGCCCAAGGUUGUACCCGGGCCGGGGUGGCGAUGGGCUGCGCCGCUGCUUCUCUGACCCCACCCAAUGUCAGUGCCGCCUCCUUGGAGGGAGAUGCUUUGAGACCUGUGCCUGUCCUCACCGUGCCCGUCGGCCCCGGGAACAGCUCCGCUCUUAAUCCCGUGUCGAACAACGCGGCUCUUUCCUGCAGACUGGACAAGGACGUCAAGAGAGAAAAGAAAAGCCUCCUGAAGCUGUUGUCCUCCAAUAAGAAGAAGUCUCGUCCCUCACCCCCCUCCUCUCCGACCCUUGAGGCGGAACAGACUGCAGCUGGAGAGGCGCUACACGGCGCCGUGGGGCACGACUCCUCCCCUCCCUCCGGCUCCGUCGGCUGCCUGGAGUCUGAACCUGCUGCUGCUGCUGCUGCCGCCGUCGCUUCUGCCUCUUCAUCCUCCUCAUCCUCCUCGGUCCCAGAGUCUUCCCACCGGAAGAGCAGUCCCCUGGACGGCUGUGCUCCUAUCGCUCCUCCUCCUCGCCAGCCGUGCUCCUCUCUUUUAUCCCAACAGCAUGAUGCUCGGCCCAUCAUAUGUGAGAGGUACAGGGUGGUGGUUUCAUAUCCUCCCCAGAGCGAGGCCGAGCUGGAACUGAAGGAGGGCGACAUUGUGUUUGUUCACAGGAAGAGGGAAGACGGCUGGUUCAAAGGCACGCUGCAGAGGAACGGCAGGACCGGACUGUUCCCCGGCAGCUUUGUAGACAGCAUCUAAUAAACACACCGCCGCCGCCACGCCCCGCUGCUCGCCUCGCCACAGUUCAUCACUGUUCAAACCAAACAAGGACAGCACUCAGAGCGCAGCCGGGACAAGACGAUCAGACUGACACUUGAACUGCGGCGCUGGUCACACGAGCGAGAGCGACAGAGAAGAACAGGAAGUGUUGUCAGUGAAAGCACAGUGGACAGAGUUAGAGGAAAGCACACGACUCAUGAACUUUUCCCUUUUGUGUUGGUUAUUUAUAUCUUUGUUAACAAAUCAGCUGUUAAAUGUGUGCCUUGUACUGUUCCUCACUUUAUUGUACAUACGGACACAAAGAUGAUUAGUCCUAAAACAACCCAUAUGAACUAUUGAUAUAGAUAUGUUACGCAUUUUAACUUAUUUCAUAGAUUGGCCUUUUUGUAGUGCAACUCAUGAGGGGCUGGAGCUGGCACAUGCCUUAUGCCACAUUUUACCACAUCAGUGAUUCUUCUCUCCAUUACACUACUGAUAAAGGCCGUUAGCUUUGUUUCGCACUGUCAGCAGACAGGAGAAGGUACGUCAGACACGGCUGAGCAGGCGUCGUCAUCACUCGCGCUGCAGCAGCAGAAAAGGAUUCUUCCCCAGCUCCACAGCCGUUACCUCAACCCCGAGGAUCAUGGGAGAGAUCUGCCGUAUUGCACAUGUGGGCACACGAGCUACGAUGCACAGCCAUGUGAACAUUGCACAUCUGAAAAUAUUUCUCUGGGCCAAUCAGAGGGCCUCCAGCUUUUCUCCUGGUGCGGCUGAAGACAGUUACCUGCAGUGAUCAAGUAUUUGCAUGUGAUUAGUGAAGCCUCCUGCGGCAGACAGAGUGAAGAUGGGUGUGUUGCAGGAUGUGAAAAACACACACACACACACACACACACACACACAUAAACACACACUCCAAACAGACUGCAGUCAGACUUUAUUUACUUUCUACCUUCUUUGUAUUCACUGACCAGAGUAGCUGCUCUCCUCACCCCCGUCUCCAAACCCAGACGUAGCUCUCCAUCACGGGAGCGACAUCACAUUUCAGCAACGGUGCACAACAGAUUCUUUUCAGUUUAUGUAUUUAUGUCGGUCACAGUUUCAGACACCUGCUGCUCGUAGAGAGUCUCUCUUACAACCAACCAGGACACGCAGUAAGGCACGCAGACACCCUUCAGCAGGCUCUCAGUUGUUGGACACUAUAACUCAUUCCUAAUGUGACUUGUGGCAAUAAAAACACAGCUAGCUAAAGCACAGAAUGUUUGCCUAGAGUAACAUAUCAUUGCUUCACUCCACAGGGAGAGGUGUGUAGUGUCAUUCUGUUGAACCUGGAAAAGGUAGAGUUUUUAUUGAAAUCAAUCACUUUGACCCCCUUGAUUUUUUUUAAUUUUAUUUUUCUUAAAUGUCGUUUUGUGGUUGGGCUUUUCGUUGUUGUACAUUUCGUCUUUACAAAGUCUUUAAUGUUCAGUGUUGUAUUGACUUGAAUUACUGUAAGAUUUCUUUGUGAUUGGAGGGUUUGGUGCUCGUUAAACAGAAAGAAUGGUCAGUUUUAGAAUUAAUAACUUUUUAUCAAAGAACAUGUCACAACGUAAUUCCUCUUUUGCUUUUAUUCAGUAUCAUUAAUGACUGACCUCUGACUGACCUGAAGUCCUAUCAGGGGGCAUUUAACACUUGAGAGUUGAGGCAAUCACUGAAUUUUGCCAAAUCUGGCUCUGAGAAUGAAUUUACCCAGUUUUUCUUUUUUUUUUUUCUUUUAGUCUUUUGUUGUAAACUGAGGGGACCACUGUGUAACUGACUGCUGGAAUAUGUUGUAGUUUGUUUGUAAUUUGGAAAAGGAUGGUACGAAUCACUGUUAGGGCCUUUUUGUUUUUUUUGUAUUUCUGAAUUGGUACUUGCGUAGAAUGAACCUGAUGUAUUGUUGUCAUGGCGAUCACCACACCAACCUCAGGCUCUACGCUAAAACCGCUCCUCUGAGUGUCUUCUCAUUUCACUGGUAAGCCUUUAAUUUACGCAUCAGACUUACUUCAACACACACGCACUCAUUUCCGCACCUUUGUGCACAUAACAUUUCUAAUCAGACUGACUUUAUCGUCCAUGUUUUUCAUGCGUAGGCUGCACAGUUUCAGACUCAUGGAACAUGAAGCAUUUCUCACAAGGUAGUAAACUAUAUUUUCAUUUAUUGGAACAUAAGGCAACUUAAGUUUGCUUGAUUCAACUUAACAGAUUUUCCUCAUGCCAAGGUGACUUACUUGAUUUUUUUUUUUUGUUUUUGGUCUGUAGUUAGUCUGUUGUAUGUCUGAAAAUGGUGAAACUGAAAUCAACCUAUUGGCACAAGUCUAUCAUGUGAAAAACAUUCUGAAGUACUUUAGGGAAUAGCACAUUUUGUAAAAAUCUCUAUAACAAU